This is a messenger RNA of Mesoplodon densirostris (Blainville's beaked whale), 5625 nucleotides long. It is a transcript of the gene CLIP2, whose product is annotated as CAP-Gly domain containing linker protein 2. The record is from RefSeq and is a predicted model, not a curated record. Lineage: Eukaryota; Metazoa; Chordata; Mammalia; Artiodactyla; Ziphiidae. The coding region runs from base 416 to 3559 and encodes 1047 amino acids. Gene Ontology annotation, biological process: cytoplasmic microtubule organization. Gene Ontology annotation, molecular function: microtubule plus-end binding. Gene Ontology annotation, cellular component: cytoplasm; microtubule plus-end; nucleus. The transcript is spliced from 17 exons.
UUCCCUCCUGGAGCCCGGCCGCUCGCUCCGCUCCCGCUCAGCUCCGCUCCGCUCGGCCACCGGGAGCGCAGGCAGCAGCCGGGGCUGCCAGGGUUAGCGGCGGCCGGGGCUGCCAGGGUCAGCGCCUCCCGCCUUCCCGCCGCUGCUCGGCCGGUCGCACACGCGGCGCGAGGCCCGGGCCCGGAGCGCGAACGCAGAGCCCCGGGCGCCAGGAGGGGCUGCAGCCGGUGGGCAGAGGCGCGCGGGGAGGGGCCGCAGCAUCCUCUGUCCCCGCGGCGCCCCGGCCGGGAGAGGAGGGGGCCGGGUGCCCGGCCACCAGCCGCUCAGCCUAUUGCUGGAAGAGCGAAGGUGAGUGACGAUGGCGGAGAGCACGUGACCUGCACGGACCCUUCUCUGCCCACCGAGUGGCACCGCCAUGCAGAAGCCCAGCGGCCUGAAGCCCCCCGGCCGCGGGGGGAAGCACUCAAGCCCCAUGGGCCGGACGUCCACUGGAUCAACCUCGGCCUCUGCCACUGUGACGGCCACUGGCUCCAAGGAAGGCUCCCCCCUGCACAAGCAGGCCUCGGGCCCCCCGGCCGCGGCCCCCGCCGCCCCUGAGAAGCCCGGCGCUAAGGCGGCCGAGGUGGGCGACGAGUUCGUGGGGGACUUCGUGGUGGGCGAGCGCGUGUGGGUGAACGGCGUGAAGGCGGGCGUGGUGCAGUACCUGGGCGAGACGCAGUUCGCGCCGGGCCAGUGGGCGGGCGUGGUGCUGGACGAGCCGGUGGGCAAGAACGAUGGCGCCGUGGGCGGCGUGCGCUACUUCGAGUGCCCGGCCCUGCAGGGCAUCUUCACGCGGCCCUCCAAGCUGACGCGGCAGCCUGCGGCUGAGGGCUCGGGCAGCGAUGCGCACUCGGUCGAGUCGCUGACCACCCAGAACCUGUCGCUGCACUCGGGCACGGCCACGCCGCCGCUGACCAGCCGCGUCAUCCCCCUGCGGGAGAGCGUCCUCAAUAGCUCCGUCAAGACCGGCAACGAGUCGGGCUCCAACCUCUCCGACAGCGGCUCUGUGAAGCGGGGUGACAAGGACCUGCGCCUGGGAGACCGUGUGCUGGUUGGUGGGACGAAGACUGGCGUGGUACGGUACGUCGGGGAGACAGACUUUGCCAAGGGCGAGUGGUGUGGCGUGGAGCUGGACGAGCCCCUUGGGAAGAACGAUGGGGCAGUGGCGGGCACCAGGUACUUCCAGUGCCCACCCAAGUUUGGUCUCUUCGCGCCCAUCCACAAGGUAAUCCGCAUCGGCUUCCCAUCCACCAGCCCAGCCAAGGCCAAGAAGACCAAGCGCAUGGCCAUGGGAGUCUCGGCACUGACCCACAGUCCCAGCAGUUCCUCCAUCAGCUCUGUCAGCUCUGUGGCCUCCUCCGUGGGGGGCCGGCCCAGCCGCAGUGGCCUGCUCACGGAGACCUCUUCACGCUAUGCCCGCAAGAUCUCGGGCACAACUGCCUUGCAAGAGGCGCUGAAGGAGAAACAGCAGCACAUUGAGCAGUUGCUGGCUGAACGGGACCUGGAGCGGGCCGAGGUGGCCAAGGCCACGAGCCACAUCUGUGAGGUGGAGAAGGAGAUCGCCCUGCUCAAGGCACAGCAUGAGCAGUAUGUUGCAGAGGCAGAGGAGAAGCUGCAGCGGGCCCGGCUGCUGGUGGAGAGCGUGCGGAAAGAGAAGGUGGACCUGUCCAACCAGCUGGAGGAGGAGAGGAGGAAGGUGGAGGACCUGCAGUUCCGAGUGGAGGAGGAGUCCAUCACCAAGGGAGACCUGGAGACCCAGACGCAGCUGGAGCACGCGCGCAUUGGCGAGCUGGAGAAAAACCUGCUACUGGAGAAGGCGCAGGCCGAGCGGCUGCUCCGAGAAUUAGCCGACAACAGGCUGACCACGGUGGCCGAGAAGUCGCGGGUGCUGCAGCUGGAGGAGGAGCUGAGCCUGCGGCGCGGGGAGAUCCAGGAGCUGCAGCAGUGCCUGCUACACUCCGGCCCGCCACCCGCCGAUCACCCCGAGGCCGCCGAGACCCUGCGGCUGCGGGAGCGGCUGCUGUCCGCCAGCAAGGAGCACCAGAGGGAGAGCGGCAUGUUGAGGGACAAGUACGAGAAGGCACUGAGGGCCUACCAGGCGGAGGUGGAGAAGCUGCGGGCGGCCAACGAGAAGUACGCGCAGGAGGUGGUGGACCUCAAGGCCAAGGUCCAGCAGGCCACCAGCGAGAACAUGGGGCUCAUGGACAACUGGAAGUCCAAGCUGGACUCGCUGGCCUUGGACCACCAGAAGUCCCUGGAGGACCUCAAGGCCACCCUGAACUCGAGCCCGGGUGCCCAGCAGAAGGAGAUCGGGGAGCUGAAGGCCGUGAUGGAGGGCAUCAAGAUGGAGCACCAGCUGGAGCUGGGCAAUUUGCGGGCCAAGCACGACAUUGAGACGGCCAUGCACGUGAAGGAGAAAGAGGGCCUGCGGCAGAAGCUGCAAGAGGCCCAGGAGGAGCUGGCCGGGGUGCAGCAGCACUGGCGGGCCCAGCUGGAGGUGCAGGCCAGCCAGCACCGGCUGGAGCUGCAGGAGGCCCAGGACCGGUGCCGCGACGCCGAGCUGCGGGUGCGCGAGCUGGAGAAGCUGGACGUGGAGUACCGGGGCCAGGCACAGGCCAUUGCAUUCCUCAAGGAGCAGAUCUCCCUGGCCGAGAAGAAGAUGCUAGACUAUGAGCUGCUGCAGCACUCGGAGGCCCAGAGCAAGCAGGAGGCCGAGAGGCUGCGGGAGAAGCUUCUGGUCACUGAAAACAGACUCCAGGCUGUCGAGUCCCUGUGUUCGACCCAGCACACCAACAUGAUUGAGUCCAACGACAUUUCAGGGGAGAAGAUGAGGAUGAAGGAGACUGUGGAGGGCCUGCAGGACAAGCUGAACAAGAGGGACAAAGAGGUGACAGCCUUAACAUCCCAGACCGAGAUGCUCAGGGCCCAAGUAAGUGCACUGGAGAGCAAGUGCAGGUCGGGAGAGAAGAAGGUGGACACCCUCCAGAAGGAGAAGCGGCGCUUGGAGGUGGAGCUGGAGGCCAUGUCCCGGAAGACCCAUGACGCCUCGGGCCAGCUGGUCCUCAUCAGCCAGGAGCUGCUCAGGAAGGAGCGGAGCCUGAACGAACUGCGUGUGUUGCUUCUGGAGGCCAAUCGCCACUCCCCGGGGCCUGAGAGGGACCUGAGCCGCGAGGUCCACAAGGCCGAGUGGCGGAUCAAGGAGCAGAAACUCAAGGAUGACAUCCGGGGUCUGCGGGAACAGCUGACCGGGCUGGACAAAGAGAAGUCCCUGUCGGAUCAGAGGCGCUACUCCCUCAUUGAGCCGUCCUCGUCCUCGUCACCGGAGCUCCUGCGGCUGCAGCACCAGCUGAUGAGCACAGAGGAUGCCCUGCGGGACGCGCUGGACCAGACUCAUCAGGUGGAGAGGCUCAUGGAGGCUAUGAGGGGCUGCCCGGAUAAGUCCCAGGCCACCGGCAAUUCCGGUUCUGCAAAUGGCAUCCACCAGCAAGACAAGGCCCACAAACAAGAGGACAAGCACUGACCCUGAGGGACACUGUGGAGCUGCCGGUCCACACCAGAGCCCCUCCAGCCUGCCCCAGCGGCGCCACCUCCAGGCAGGGGCCAGGACUGUUGCUUUGGAGAAGAGAACAGUGUAACAAUAACGUACCCACCGCCGCGGACAAUCCCCCACCCCGACCCCCCUGCCGGACCAGGAGGCUUCCUCAAGCACGACCUUCCACAGAAGGCGGUACAACCCCGGCCUGGUCCCCGGGACCUUCAGCCUGGACACCCUGGACACCCCGACAGUUUCUGGAGUUGGUUUGGGGAGGCCGAUGUGAUCCGGCCAGGCCCCCUCCCCAGAAGGAGCUGCCCUGUGGACCAUCUUGGCCCUUUGGGCACGUCCCUGCCCUCCCUUUCUUCCCCUUCUUCUCCUGGGUCCCUCUCAGACCCCAGAGCCAUUGUCCCAGGAAGGGGCCAGAGGAGGGCUCCAGCUUCUCCUUCAGGCAACAAAGAGGGAAGUCCAGCCCUUAGGAGCCAGGUGGGGGACCCCCUUUUCUGCAGCUGCUUCCAGGCCAAGGCAGUCCCCAGGGCUUCUUGUCCCCGCAUACUGAGCCUCUUUCAUGCAGUGGUACAAGUUCCCUUCAGCCCGUCUGCCCAGUGAGGCCCCAGGUUCAAAGUGCUGGGAGGUGAGGCCCUUCGUUCCCACCCUGACCCCAACGCACACACAGCUCCGAGCUGCUGGCCGGAGGGUUGUCACCAAGGCCGGGAGCCACAGUAUUAGGAAAGUCUGGAAGCCCCUCUCCUUCCUGCACCCCCUACCCCCAGUGACCUGGCUUGGAGCUGGAAAAGGGUGGCCCCAGGGGGCCCAGGACUAGGGCUCUGGGUAUGUUUUGACUGGUCAGUAAUAUGCUGUCCCCUGGGUUGACUUGUUCCGAAACCGGGCCUGCCAUCUGCAGAUUCACCCUUGCAGACCCCGACAUAUACACCCACUGACCCUUGGCACACACACUCAGGGGGUCAUGCGUGCACACGUGCCGUGUAGGUGGGACUUUUGCAGUCAGCCACACUCAGACCACAUGGACGCUCGCCCUCGGGUUCCAGGACCAAGCCCCAGGCCUGGCAGGGCCGUGACCACACGCGUUGCAAGUGCUCCUGCGACCUUACCGUGCACAUACACAGCCAGGGACACAUGGGUGAGCCUUCGGGGGGGCGUGGCCACACAUGCACAGGAACACACAUCCCAACAGCCCCCUUUCAGUGGUACAAGGCAUCUGCCUUGGGCUUUUUAAGCCCUGUCUUCUGUAGCCAAGAAAAGAGCCCAAGGAUGAUUGGGACAAGAAAAAUCUCCCUGCCUCCCCCGCUUCCCCUCAAGCCCUGCCAAGUUACUCCAGCCUCAUGUGUGGUGGGAAAAGACAGCGUCUGCCCAAAGCCCCCACUUUUAGAGCUGGAGGGCCCACGGGUGACUGCCUUGUACCCUGCAGCGUCUCUGUGGAGGGCCUGCCCCUCCUCCCCCAGCUCAGGGAGAGUGCUCACAGGGGCCUCUCCCACUAGGGUCUGGUGGGGGGGGUGGUCUGAUGGCCCAUCUCGGUGUUCCUGAAUUGCACCAGGACAGGUAUGCAGUUGGUGCCCUGGGAGCAGCCCAGGUAGCCUCUGAGUGCUCCUGGGGACAGGUGGGUGGUGCUCACGUCCCUGCCCCAAAGCAGCCCAUCCUGGGGGUGGCCAGUUAGUCCCAUCGGCCCCCUCCCCUCUCCCCGUUGGCUUUCGGUAGCUCUUGCAUGCGGUUUUAUUAACAACGGUCUAGAAGCAACGCUGUAGUGGCUUAACCCAGAGUCAAAUUCUACUCUUUCCAGCAAAAUCAGGCAGCUGCCCUGCCCACUGGAGAUUAGUCUACUAACAGCCAAAAGCCCACACCGGGAGGGGCUGAGCCCCCGGGGCAGGCUGGCAGGUGGCAAGCGCUUUCCCUGUGAGCGUCUGCGCCUGCCCAGUGUGCGCUCAGCCACGCCCCCUCCCCAAGUCCUCCCGCACCCUUCCCUUCCCCAAAGUGGAAUUGUUGAAGUGUGGCGAGUCCGUGCUCGAGACAAUAAAGCUUGUGACUGAGGUCCAGGA